UCGCAGCGGUGAGAGUCAGGCGCUCCACGGUCGGCUUCUUGGCUGGGCUCAGAGUCGUGCCGCACCUGGUCGCCAGCGCACAGGGCGAGGGAGAGCAUCUGUCUGUAUGUCCACGAAGGAGAGAAAGUACAGUAAGCGGGUCUCGUUCUCCGAAGACGAAGAUGAGCAGUGCUGGAAAGAGGAGAACGGCGGUGUGGAUGCACAUUACGUGAAAUCCGUCAAGACCAUUCGAGAUUGCUCAGGAUAUUACCGAUAUAAUAUGAAGUCGGUGGACAGCCUCAGCCACCAGAGGAUGACCAUGCAGCGGGAGAAGGGCCGGCGGCAGGCCGUGCGCGGGCCGGCCUUCAUGUUCAACUCGCGCGGCACCAGCCUGACCGCGGAGGAGGAGCGCUUCCUGGACGCCGCCGAGUACGGCAACAUCCCCGUGGUGCGCAAGAUGCUGGAGGAGUCGGAGACGCUCAACGUCAACUGCAUGGACUACAUGGGCCAGAACGGCCUGCAGCUGGCCGUGGGCAACGAGCACCUGGAGGUGACGGAGCUGCUCCUGCGGCGGGACAACCUGGCGCGCAUCGGCGACGCCCUGCUGCUGGCCAUCAGCAAGGGCUACGUGCGCAUCGUGGAGGCCAUCUUGGCUCACCCGUCCUUCGUGCCCAGCGAGCGGCUGACGCAGAGCCCGUGCGAGCUGCAGGACGACGACUUCUACUCGUACGACGAGGACGGCACGCGCUUCUCGCCGGACAUCACGCCCAUCAUCCUGGCGGCGCACUGCCAGAAGUACGAGGUGGUGCACAUGCUGCUGCUCAAGGGUGCGCGCAUCGAGCGGCCGCACGACUACUUCUGCAAGUGCAGCGACUGCGCGGAGAAGCAGCGCAAGGACGCCUUCAGCCACUCGCGCUCGCGCAUCAACGCCUACCGCGGACUGGCCAGCCCCGCGUACCUCUCGCUGUCCAGCGAGGACCCCGUGCUCACCGCGCUCGAGCUCAGCAACGAGCUGUCCAAGCUGGCCAACAUCGAGAAGGAGUUUAAGGAUAAAAAGAGCCAUAAAAAAGAGACUACGCAGCACAAUUGCUUCUCCCUGAACGACUACCGGAAGCUGUCCAUGCAGUGCAAGGACUUUGUGGUGGGCGUGCUGGACCUGUGCAGAGACACGGAGGAAGUGGAGGCCAUCCUGAACGGUGACAUCAGCGCCGAGCUGGAGGAGGGCCAGAGGCACCGCACGCUCCUCAGCCGCGUCAAGCUGGCCAUCAAGUACGAGGUCAAGAAGUUCGUGGCCCAUCCUAACUGCCAGCAGCAGCUGCUGACGAUCUGGUACGAGAACCUGUCGGGCCUGCGCGAGCAGACCAUCGCCGUCAAGUGCCUGGUGGUGCUGGUGGUGGCGCUCGGCCUCCCGCUGCUCGCCGUCGGCUACUGGUUGGCCCCGUGCAGCAAGCUGGGGAAGGUUCUCCGCAGUCCUUUCAUGAAGUUUGUGGCGCACGCGGCCUCCUUCAUCAUCUUCCUGGGCCUGCUGGUGUUCAACGCCUCCGACCGCUUCGAUGGGAUCAGCACGCUGCCCAACGUGACCGUCACCGACCACCCGCUGCAGAUCUUUCGGGUCAAGACCACCCGUUUCACUUCUACCGAGAUUCUCAUCAUGGUGUGGGUGGCAGGGAUGAUGUGGUCGGAGUGUAAAGAGCUCUGGACGGAGGGCCCCAGGGAGUACAUCCUUCAGCUGUGGAACGUGCUGGACUUCGGCAUGCUCUCCAUUUUCAUUGCGGCGUUCACCGCGCGGUUCUUCGCCUUCCUCCAGGCCAUGAAGGCACAGGAGUAUGUCGAUGAAAACAUCCAAGCCCCUGACCUUUCCAUGGUCACCCUCCCACCUGACAUCCAAUAUUUCACCUAUGCCAGGGACAAAUGGCUUCCGUCCGACCCUCAGCUCAUCUAUGAGGGCCUCUAUGCCAUUGCCGUGGUGCUGAGCUUCUCGCGCAUUGCCUACAUCCUCCCGGCCAACGAGAGCUUCGGUCCACUCCAGAUCUCGCUGGGACGCACCGUCAAGGACAUCUUCAAGUUCAUGGUCCUCUUCAUCAUGGUCUUCCUGGCGUUCAUGAUUGGCAUGUUCAUCCUCUACUCCUACUACCUGGGCGCCAAAGUAAACCCCGCCUUCACCACGGUGGAGGAGAGUUUUAAGACCCUGUUUUGGUCUAUUUUUGGCCUGUCGGAAGUGUCCUCCGUGGUACUGAAAUACGACCACAAGUUUAUUGAGAACAUCGGCUACGUGCUCUAUGGGAUUUACAACGUCACCAUGGUGGUGGUGUUACUCAACAUGCUCAUUGCCAUGAUCAACAGCUCCUACCAGGAGAUAGAGGAUGACGCAGACGUGGAGUGGAAGUUUGCGCGCUCCAAGCUGUGGCUGUCGUACUUUGACAACGGGAAGACGCUGCCGCCGCCGUUCAGCAUCGUGCCCAGCCCCAAGUCCUUCUUCCAGUGCGUCCGGCGCCUCAUCGGCCUCCUGCGCUGCCGGAGGAGGAGCCUGAAGAAGGACGUGGAGCUGGGCAUGGACAGCUCCAAGUCCAGGUUAAACCUCUUUACCCAAUCAAACAUCCGCAUCACUGAGUCACAGAGUUUCAACAGCAUCCUCAACCAGCCCACGCGCUAUCAGCAAAUCAUGAAAAGGCUUAUUAAGCGCUAUGUUUUGAAAGCACAAGUUGACAAGGAGAAUGACGAGGUCAACGAAGGCGAGCUGAAGGAGAUCAAACAGGACAUCUCCAGCUUGCGUUACGAGCUGCUGGAGGACAAGUCCCAGGCCACAGAGGAGCUGUCUCUGCUCAUUCAGAAACUCAGCGACAAACUCAACCUCGGGCCCAUACGAUGCCAGUGA
Messenger RNA from Sardina pilchardus (European sardine), 2854 nucleotides. It is a transcript of the gene trpc3, whose product is annotated as transient receptor potential cation channel, subfamily C, member 3. The transcript has 13 exons. Gene Ontology annotation, biological process: single fertilization; regulation of cytosolic calcium ion concentration; calcium ion transmembrane transport. The record is from RefSeq and is a predicted model, not a curated record. Gene Ontology annotation, molecular function: protein binding; inositol 1,4,5 trisphosphate binding; store-operated calcium channel activity. Gene Ontology annotation, cellular component: cation channel complex; plasma membrane. Bases 107 to 2854 code for a protein of 915 amino acids. NCBI's taxonomy places the organism in Eukaryota, Metazoa, Chordata, Actinopteri, Clupeiformes, Clupeidae.